This is a messenger RNA of Cokeromyces recurvatus, 1401 nucleotides long. RefSeq lists its product as uncharacterized. Lineage: Eukaryota; Fungi; Mucoromycota; Mucoromycetes; Mucorales; Mucoraceae. Gene Ontology annotation, biological process: mRNA cis splicing, via spliceosome. Gene Ontology annotation, cellular component: precatalytic spliceosome. The record is from RefSeq and is a predicted model, not a curated record. The transcript has 6 exons. Gene Ontology annotation, molecular function: RNA binding. The coding region runs from base 1 to 1401 and encodes 466 amino acids.
AUGUCUUUUUCUUUAUACGGAGCACUUCCUCCAUCCAAGUCUGAAAAGGAAGCAGAAAAUACAAAAAAAGAAAAUAAACCAACAAAUAGUGUGUUAGGUGGUCUUUAUUCUUCUUUACCUCCACCAGAAUCAACUACUAUUUCUCAAAAGGAUACAUUGACAAAUGCUCCAACAACAACAGCAACAACAUCAUCAUCGGAAACAACCACAACAACAAAUACAUCUUCAGCAACAACAUCAACAGUAACACCAGGAGGAUGGUCUGCAAUUAAUAAAUUUAGACCAGUUUUACGAAAGCCAGUUAUUCAAGCAAAACCAAAACUAAACAAACCUUUUAUCCCAACGGGUGCAACAGUUGUUUCGACUAAAACUAUCACAAAAGAAGAAAAAGAAAGGGCUCAAUUAGAAGCAGCAAAAGCAAAUGAGCAAAAUAAGGCAAUACCCAGUAAUAUUGAUUUAGGCGCUAUUCCUUUAUUAACCUCUGCGGAUGAUGUCAACGGUUUCCGUGCAGUUCAAAAACCCAAGAAAAAAGGGAAAAAGGGGAAACAACAAGCACAGCCACAACCUAUUGUAUUUAACAUGUUGGAGGAUUAUGAUCCACAUCGACCUAAUGAUUAUGAACAAUAUAAAGAAGAACGAAAAGAGCUUCGUGAAAUGCAAAAGAGAAAGAGAGUUAUGGAAAAGAGGUUUAGUCGUUCAAGAAGUAGAUCUUGGUCAAGGUCUCCUUCAAAAUCAAGAUCUCCUUCACCCUAUUCCCGUUCUCCAAGCCCCGAACCUAUUUCUAAUCCUGCUACAAAUCCAUUAGCUAUAAAGAUAGAUCCAAAUGAAACAGCAGAAGAUGCUUAUAUGCGUAGAUUGAUGAUGAGUCAACAGCAACAACCAAGAGUUGAAGAGACAUCACAUCCUGCUCAUGAUAUCGCCCGUAAAAUACUCGCUAAAUAUGAUUGGCAAGAGGGACAAGGACUUGGACGUGAUGAGAAUGGCAUAAAAGAGCCAUUGGAGGUAAAGCCUAUUGGACCAGGUAUCAGUGCAAUUAUCAAUAAUAGCCAACAGCAGCAACCUAUUGAAGACACCAUAAAUAUUUCCAAUGUAAUUUUACUAACAAAUAUGGUUGGGCCUGGUGAAGUAGAUGAUAUGUUACAAGAGGAAACCGCUGAUGAAUGUUCAAAAUAUGGUAAAGUUGAAAGGUGUCUUAUUUUUGAGGUACCAAAGGGAAAGAUUCCAGAUGAUCGUGCUGUUCGUAUAUUUGUUAAAUUUGCAGAGACAGAAGCUGCACAGAGAGCGGUGAAUGAUUUAAAUGGUCGUUUCUUUGGUGGUAGAGUAGUCCAUGCGUCAUUCUUUGAUAACACUAGAUUUGAUAAGCUAGAUUUAGCUCCAUCAAAGGAAGAAUUGUAUAUGUAG